Messenger RNA from Copidosoma floridanum, 2141 nucleotides. It is a transcript of the gene RanGAP, whose product is annotated as Ran GTPase activating protein. The record is from RefSeq and is a predicted model, not a curated record. Gene Ontology annotation, biological process: nucleocytoplasmic transport; activation of GTPase activity; signal transduction. Gene Ontology annotation, cellular component: nucleus; perinuclear region of cytoplasm; cytosol. NCBI's taxonomy places the organism in Eukaryota, Metazoa, Arthropoda, Insecta, Hymenoptera, Encyrtidae. Gene Ontology annotation, molecular function: GTPase activator activity; small GTPase binding.
GACGCAUGGUAGUACGAGAGAUUUAUUUAUUAAUCAUCGGUGAUUAAAAAACAUUGCUCGUGCAUUUUGUGUUCGGGUGUAGUUAAGUGCAAAGUUUUUUUUUGCGUGUCGCAAAAAUAGUCAUCGGAUCGAGAAAAAAUGGCAACCUUCGACCUGAACGCUAUCAGCAACUCAUUGAGCGAGGCUAGCAAGACCAAGGGCACCGGCGUUUCCUUUGCUGGGAAGUCGUUGAAACUCAACACAGGGAAAGAUGCUGAUGAAGUUGCAGAGGCUAUUGAAAAAUGCAAAAAAAUGGAGUAUCUGGAUCUCGAGGGAAAUACAGUUGGUCCUGAUGCUGCCAAGCGCAUAUCAGAGGCCAUUGAAAAAAAUGGAUCCUCCUUGAAAAGAGCAUUGUGGAAGGAUAUGUUCACUGGUCGCAUGAAAGAUGAAAUUCCAGUUGCCCUGGAGCAUUUUGGCAGAGGACUCUGCUUAGCCAAGACACACUUGGUUGAGCUUGACUUGAGUGACAAUGCCUUUGGGCCCAUUGGUGUUAAAGGCUUGGCUGCUCUGUUGAGUUCUAGCCCUUGUUUCACGCUGCAAGAGCUAAGAUUGAACAACAAUGGACUUGGUAUAACUGGUGGAAAAAUGCUUGCCAAAGCUCUAAUAGAUUGCCACAGUAACAGCCUCAAGGAAACCUCUAAGCCCUUGGCUCUUAAAAUAUUUGUAGCUGGGAGAAACAGGCUUGAAAACGAAGGAGCUACAGCUUUGGCCAAAGUAUUUGAAAAAUUGAGUAGUCUGGAGGAAGUUGUGAUGCCCCAAAAUGGUAUCUAUCACGUUGGUGUGACCGCCCUGGCUAAUGGUCUAUCAUCGAAUUCAAAUCUUAGAAUUUUGAAUCUCAACGACAAUACUGUUGGACCAAAAGGAGCUCUAGCACUGGCUCAAAUUUUGUGUAAUUUUUCUAAUCUAGAGAGGCUUAAUCUUGGUGACUGUCUUUUAAAAACCAGAGGAGCCCUGGCACUGGCCGAAGCCAUAGGGAUCGAAGGCAAUCAUCCUUUACUCACAGAAGUUAAUCUCAGCUAUAAUGAAAUUAGAUGUCGAGCUGCCUCUACAAUUGCCGACGCAAUGAUUGACAAAUCUAUGCUGGAAUCCCUAAUCUUGGACGGAAAUGCUUUUGGGGAAGAAGGAAGGAAUAUAUUAGUUGAUUGUCUAACGCUUAGUGGCAAGUUAGAUUGUUUAGGUUCCUUAGAUGAGGACGACGAUGAUGAUGAUGAAGAGACUGAUGAAGACGACGAAGAAGAAGAGGAGGAGGAGGAGGAGGAGGAGGAAGAAGAAGAUGAAAAUAAUGAAACACAGAGCAGUUUUAACGCACUUAAUCUGAGCGUAAAUAAAACAGAGAAACCAGCGCUAAAAAUUGUCACUAUCAAUGACUUCUUAAAAUCGCCUACAGGAGAAAACUUUCUUCUUCUUCAAGGUGACAAAACACAAAUGUUCACUGAGCUUAUGAGAACUAUAGCUAAACUUGAAACUGAAGAUCCCACAAAUGAGGUAAUAAAAAUCGUAAUGAAAGUAUCAGCACUUUGCGGAAGUAGUUACAUAGACAUUCGCGUUCCUGCUGAGCAAGUGACCGAUCGCCUAUAUGCAGAAUUAUUCACAAAUGCCGUAAAGAGUAAUCAAAUUCCAUCACUGAAUAACUCGCUACUAGUCGCUCUUGGUCUCAUUAAGGGUGAAGACAAAGUAGCUUCGAAAAUUGAGUGGAAUUUAGAGGGAUGCUUUAAGGCAUUAGAAAAAGUAUGUCAAAGAGACUACUUUCUUCCCGCAACAAGGGAAACUUUAAAAUUUUUUAUUACCAAUCCAAUGAAAUUUAGUAGAUCAAAAGUAGUUGAUCAGUUCGAAGAAGCAAAAGACUCGCUCAAGUCGGCACUUGAACGGACACAAAGUACGUAACAAUCAAGCCUGAUUUAAUUUUUAUAUAUAUAUAUAUGUAUAAUAAUCAAAUUGAAAACAAAAAGUUUGAAAAUAUGUCUGUAUAGCUAUUGUAUUUAAAACUUGAAAAAUGAAUAUGAUUGUGUAAAUCCACUUCUUACAUGAGUCUUAGAUAAUUUAUUUAUUUGCAACCGAUUUUGUGAAGAAAAAAAAAAAUAUUUAUAUUCAUACAAUAAAUG